Solanum verrucosum is the source of this 1450-nucleotide messenger RNA. Its product is annotated as receptor-like protein kinase HERK 1. The transcript has a single exon. Gene Ontology annotation, biological process: protein autophosphorylation. The record is from RefSeq and is a predicted model, not a curated record. Bases 1 to 1140 code for a protein of 379 amino acids. Gene Ontology annotation, cellular component: plasma membrane; plasmodesma. NCBI's taxonomy places the organism in Eukaryota, Viridiplantae, Streptophyta, Magnoliopsida, Solanales, Solanaceae. Gene Ontology annotation, molecular function: transmembrane receptor protein tyrosine kinase activity; ATP binding.
AUGGGAAGCAAGCAUUCCAAGGAAACAACAUCCAUAAAUGAUGCUUCUAACUUGAAUCAUCGGAUUCCUGUUGAAAGUAGUCGAAUUCCUUUUGUAGCUUUGCAGGAAGCAACAAACAACUUCGAUGACAAGUUUCUCAUUGGAAUGGGUGGCUUUGGGAAGGUUUACAGGGGUGUUCUGUGUGAUGGCACAAAGGUGGCCUUGAAAAGGGGUAAUCCUAAGUCUCGACAAGGUAUUGAAGAGUUCCGAACAGAAAUUGAGAUGCUCUCACAGCUCCGCCAUCCGCAUCUGGUUUCAUGGAUGGGAUACUGUGAUGAAAAUAAUGAGAUGAUUCUAAUUUAUGAGUACAUGGAGAAUGGGAACCUCAGGAGCCACUUGUAUGGGUCAGAUCUACGUCUACCCAGUAUGAGCUGGGAGCAGAGGCUGGAGAUAUGCAUUGGGAUAGCCAGAGGUCUGCACUACCUUCAUACCAGUGCAGUUAUACAUCGUGAUGUCAAGUCUACAAACAUAUUGCUUGAUGAGAAUUUUGUGGCAAAAAUUACUGAUUUUGGAAUAUCCAAGACAGGGACAGGGACUGAGCUUGAUCAAACUCAAACGCAUAUUAGCACAAACGUGAAAGGAACUAUGGGCUACCUUGACCCCGAAUAUUUUAGGAGGCAACAACUGACAGAAAAAUCUGAUGUUUAUUCUUUUGGUGUUGUUUUAUGUGAAGUUCUUUGUGCUAGGCCUGUCGUAACUCCAUCUCUUCCGAGGGAUCAGGUCCACAUAGCUGAAUGGGCAUUGAAGUGGCAGAAGAAGGGACAACUGGAACAAAUCAUAGAUCCCAAUCUUAUUGGCAAAAUAAGACCAGAUUCCCUCAGGAAGUUUGGAGAAACAGUGGAGAAAUGCUUAGCUGGUUAUGACGUAAAUAGGCCAUCUAUGAGACAUGUGUUGUGGAAUCUAGAGUAUGCACUUCAUCUCCAAGAGCCUGUCAUUCAAGAUGAUUCGGAAGAAAACAGUACCAGCUGUGUUGGCGAGAGCUCUUCACAAGUCAAUGCUAUCAGUCAUGUUGAUGCCAAUUUUUCUGCGGCUCAGAUCGAGAAUUCAAAUUUUGAUGAUCACACGGUGAAGCAGGGUCAGGAACGACGAAUCUCUUUAUGAUAAACAGAUCCAUUUUGCAAGUUCGUUAUUACGGGUAGUUCCUACAAAGGAUCGGACUAAUGACGUAUACAAUACUUGAAUUCUCGAUGUAGAUGCUACAUGGUUGGUUCUCAUUGUCUGGGGAUGAGUAAGGUUUUCUCACAAUUAAUUUAGUCCAAGGAUGGAUAUGUAAGUGAAAGUGGUACAUACCAUCCUUAAGUGUUUGUUAAUUCCACGCUUGUUCAUGCAUCAUAUGACGAUUGAUUUUAUGUGUUUCUAACAAUUUAUUCUACAAAUUUCUGAGUUUUAUAUAGAAAGUAAACUUUGAAAA